GCACGCUGACCGUCAUGUCGCUGUCGACCACCUCGACCACCACCUAUACCCUCACUAAAUACUCACGAGCAUACCCCUCACAGAGCACUGGAUCUCAAGAGAAUGACUCUGAAUGGCAACAUUUCACCAACCCCGUGAUUCGGCUUGUCCUUGACUUGAGAAAAUCUGCGCGGGGAGAACUCGAGUCGUACAGAGUUCGCGUCCUUUGGUCAUUGAACGCAGGAAAAGAUAUGAUGGAAGUAGAUCAGCAGGAUGUUAUCUUUGAGGACUUGGAUCUGUUGUUGUUCUCUGAUCCUCCGGCUCAAAAUGGUCCCCAUGGACUCCCUCUGAAAGCCGUCUAUCGGAAUGCAGUAGUGGGUGUACGCUAUUUGCACAUUCGUAACCUUAGUGCCGGAGCGUCUCCGGUCUACCGACGCUUCCAAAUGAACUUUCAGAGCACGGCAGACGCUACAAGUGUUAUCGAAGCCAUACGACAUGUCUGUCCGUGCAAGGCAAAUCCUCCACAGGCCGCUCUUACUCGAGCUGCCACCAUGACGCUUGGGCAGACAACAUCUAUCGUUCGACCCUCCGUGCCCGCCUCUAUCAACAUGCCCCCGCCGUCGCUUUCCGCAUCUGUGGCGACUAAACAGCCUCUAAGACCCUCUGUAACUAUGCAAGUUCGACCAUCAUCAUCUGUGCUGGCUCCAACGGUAUCUCCCGGCAAGAUGACCAUCUCCUCUCCAGUAGCGCACAACACCCAGCCUGUAUUCCAAUCUUCUGGACCCGCUUCUACUCCAACGAAUGAUGCUUGCACUAGUAUGGCACUUUCUUCCGCCUCGUACACUGGUUGUGAUACGCUAUGGCCUCCGACGUCUUCCGAGGAUCUCGCUCCGCUAUCGCAGUCGGGACCAUCUACGGUCUCGUCCACGGCUUCACUCCAUAUCGCGCAGUGUCCGCACCCCCCUAUCGCUGCUUCGAGUGCCGCUACGACUGCACACAUCCAGGCUGCUGCCGUUGUUGAGACCCCGACACCUGCUGCUCUUACUACUCCGCUGUCUGCUCCCGCGCCAAGCGGCCAGGGCUUAGGAAGCGAUGAGCCAAAGAAAGCUGGCGAAAUUUCAAGCAUGGACGUGGAUCCUUUGCCUCAGAUUUGCCCCCUGCCGCCGCUGCCAAAGUCUUCAGAGCUUUGUGAUAUUCCGAAGCCAGAAUUGGAAGCUCUCAUUGCUGAAGUUGUGCGCGAGGAAGGUUUCGUCAGAUUAGUAAGCUACACUGCAGUGUCAAUUCGCUUGGGAACCUGA
Messenger RNA from Phanerochaete carnosa HHB-10118-sp, 1277 nucleotides. RefSeq lists its product as uncharacterized. The record is from RefSeq and is a predicted model, not a curated record. The coding region runs from base 15 to 1277 and encodes 420 amino acids. Gene Ontology annotation, biological process: reciprocal meiotic recombination. The transcript is spliced from 3 exons. NCBI's taxonomy places the organism in Eukaryota, Fungi, Basidiomycota, Agaricomycetes, Polyporales, Phanerochaetaceae.